Molecule: messenger RNA, 738 nt
Organism: Talaromyces proteolyticus
Lineage: Eukaryota; Fungi; Ascomycota; Eurotiomycetes; Eurotiales; Trichocomaceae
Product: alpha-N-methyltransferase NTM1
Exons: 1
Coding region: 1-738 (245 amino acids)
Biological process (GO): N-terminal protein amino acid methylation
Cellular component (GO): cytoplasm
Molecular function (GO): N-terminal protein N-methyltransferase activity
Source: RefSeq, a predicted model, not a curated record
AUGAGCGACAUCGCAACUCCCGAACCUCCUCCCGACUCCCACAUCGAUCAUGCCUCCUCGAUUCAGUAUUGGAACAACACACCACCAACCGUCGAUGGCAUGCUGGGUGGAUUUCCACAGAUCUCGGCUAUCGAUCUACGGGGAUCUGCGUCUUUUUUGGCCAAGGUCCGUCGCUUAAUAUUACGACAAACGGCGCGAGGGAAACUCGAGAAGAUCAGUUUGGGAGUCGACUGCGGCGCAGGAAUCGGUCGAGUGACGGAAGGAUUUCUGGGCAACGUGUGUGAAGUGGUUGAUAUCGUUGAGCCGAUUGAGAAAUUCGCGCAGGCUCUUCGCGACGGUCCCUUCGCGAAGAAGAAUAAUGGCGUCGUGGGGGAUAUUUAUAUUACGGGUCUGGAGAAUUGGGUUCCUGAAAAGCAAUAUGAUCUUAUCUGGAAUCAGUGGUGUGUUGGACAUCUCACUGAUGUCCAGCUAGUGGAAUAUUUAAAACGAGCUGCCGAUGCCUUGACGGAUUCUGGGCUCAUUAUUUUGAAGGAGAAUCUGUCUACGGACGUCGACGGGAACGACCAUUUUGACUCAGUAGACAGUGCUGUUACUAGAGCGGAUGGGAAAUUUAGAAAUAUUUUCAAAGAAGCGGGGCUGAAUCUGAUCAAGACAGAGGAGCAAUUGGGCUUUCCUAAGAGCCUGGGGCUCCUCCCUGUCCGAUUCUAUGCUUUACGUCCGGAGCAAUUGAAGAGCUGA